UUGCCAUGCUAACGCUCGAGCGUGCAUCGUGGCAGGAAGCGUACGUGACCAUCAUGGAGUACAUCGCCGGCUUGGACCUGAUGCGCGUUGUGACCAAGGAGGAGUUCUUGGAGAUCGAGGCCGUGCGCAUCAUCAUGGCGCAACUGAUCCUCGCGCUUGAGCACAUGCACUUGCGCGGAUUUCUCCACCGGGAUAUCAAGGUGUCCAAGCCGCGCUGCCGACUGGUGGUCGACGGGCGUCGUCAUGUACAAGCUGAUGACCGGCCGGGUGCCGUUCCGAGGAAAGUCCAAGCAGCUGCUUCGCGAACGCAUCAUCACGUCGCCGCUGAAGUGGCCGCGUGCCGACGAGCAUCCACACUCGGCCACGACGCCGGCCAAGGACCUGACGUACCGACUGCUCAAGAAGAACCCCGUGGAACGGCUCGGCUCGCGCAACUACAGCGACUUGAAGACGCACCCUUUCUUCGACAAGUUCAACUGGCAGGUGCUUUACGGCAAGACGAACUUGUGCGACAUAGCGAGCAUCGCCGAAAUCAUGAACAGCGACGCCGAAAAAGACCGCAAGAGUGGGGACCCCGAGGACAAGCGCAAGCACCAGCAGGUCGAGGAAAUGACCGACGUCAACGCCGAAACCCAGAAACCAUUGCUGUGCUACGCUUCGCCUAGCUUCAAGAAACUCAUGAUCAAGGUAAAGUCAAGCAGGAGCCCUAUCAAGGUGUCUGAUUCCUUCAUGGAGACCAGCGGUCAGAGCUCCGAAGCCAUCGACUAUCAGGCGAACUCUCCCAUGUCCACGAGCAGAACUACAGCUAUGAGCAGCCCGGAAGGCAAAGACGGCGUGCACACCGAGAAGGUGGAUCUCAUGCUUUACCGGAGGAAGAAGUACACGAAGUUCUGGGGCUUUGGCUUCUCGCUGCGUCGGGCCCAGGGAGAGGAAGCGAGCUUCACCUACGUGGACACGGUGACCAAGGGCUCGCCUGCCGACAUGUCCAAGGUGCUGCCGCUGGACUUCAUUCUUCACGUGAACGGUAUCGCGGUGACGCAUGCGCCGCUGGCCCGGAUCAAGAAGAUCAUCAGCGAUGCCGGCGACCAGAUGGUCCUGUCGGUGAUGUCGUUGAGUCCCUACCGGCUGCUCACGAGCCGUCGAGACAUGCUGGGCAUCAUGCGCAGCAUCCCCCGGGAAUCCGCCGUCGUUAAGGCCGCGACGCCCGGCUGCUUCGGUGGGAGGCCGUACGGCAUCGACAUCAUCGACGUCGACGUCGCAGACGACAAGCUGAAGCAGUUGGCCAAGUGCUUCGUGCUACUGGUUAUUUCCGGAUACUUCUAGGAAGGAACGACUGCGGCAUCGAAGCAAGCAUUGUCGCCUGAAUUCCUAAGUUGUGGGCAGUGACAUU
Messenger RNA from Dermacentor andersoni, 1390 nucleotides. RefSeq lists its product as uncharacterized. Gene Ontology annotation, cellular component: cAMP-dependent protein kinase complex. Gene Ontology annotation, biological process: protein phosphorylation. Gene Ontology annotation, molecular function: cAMP-dependent protein kinase activity; ATP binding; protein binding. Lineage: Eukaryota; Metazoa; Arthropoda; Arachnida; Ixodida; Ixodidae. The record is from RefSeq and is a predicted model, not a curated record.